AUGGCGCUAACAGUUGAAACACGCUUUAAAAACAGCCCUUGGGGAUGCCACCUUCAAAGAGGCGCGCAGCCCCGGGCAGCGGGCAAGUCCUUGCUUUUCUGCGCCGGCUUUCCAAGUCUCUCCCCUGUCUUUCGUGCCAUUUACUAUAAACAACAUUCGAAGGUAGCACCGUGUACGUUUUCAGCCCUGGCAGGAGAGCCUGGGAGCCCCAGGAGCGCGUGGGGUCCGCGCCGCGGCCGGGUCUGCACGCGCCGUAACGAGCAACACAGUCCCCUACCUGGGUGGGAAAUCCGCGGGCGGCCGCCUCCGGGUGCGGGCGCAACGGCGUCCGCCUUGGUGGCCCCGCCGGCAGCUCCCGCGAACGCUGCGCUGGGGCGAUCCCCGCGGAGGCAGGAGUCCACGGGUGUCACACAUGCAUCACGGCGCCCGCGCCGCCGCAGCCGCCGCCGCCGCCCGCCCUGGCGCAGCGCGCAGCGCGCAGCGCGCCGCCGCCACACCGAGCACCAAGGGCGGGAGGCUCCUGCGUCCUCUAUUCAGUGGGAUCAGAUCCUAACCCGCUUUCUACCCGGCCUGAGCAUUAAGGCAUUCGCGGCGGGCAGCUCUUCGCUUCUAAAUCUCCUUCUGAUUGGAGACGGAGUGUUUGGGAUAGCUGGCUCAUGGCUCUGCCGCCCGCCCCUCGCCGUGAGGAGGAAGCGGAGGAGGAGGCGGCUCGGGGAGCUGGAGCCGCGAGCUGGAGCGCGGAGCGUGAGUGAGGGAGCAGAGCCGCCUACCUGCCCGCCGCCGCCUCACCUCAGUAAGCGGGAGCCCGGCACGCAGCCUCAGCCCCUCCCUCGUCGUCAGGCCGCGAGGGCAGCGCGCGCGAGCCAGGGGGAGGGAAAGCAAGCGAGCGAGCACGGGGAGGAGGCGGCCGGACGGAGCCGGCGCCCGCGCGUGUGGCGUGAGGGGAAGCCGCGGCCCUCCCCCUUCGCCUUCCCUUCUCUCCCCUCCUCGCUCCCCCCGCCCCCUCGACCGCUGAGCAGCACCGUGUCGGCGCUCGCGGCCAAAGUCAGUAAAAAGGUGCUCAACUCCAACCACGACGGGGCCAAGGAGACCUCAGAAAAAGAACAACAAGAAGCAAUUGAACAUAUUAAUGAAGUACAAAAUGAAAUAGACAGACUUAGCGAACAAGCCAGUGAGGAGAUUUUGAAAGUAGAACAGAAAUAUAACAAACUCCGCCAACCAGUUUUUCAGAAGAGGUCGGAAUUGAUCGCCAAUAUCCCAAAUUUGGGGGGAGCAACGUUUGCUAACCAUCCACAAGUAUCUGCACUGCUUGGGGAGGCGCUGCGUUAUUUGACAAGAGUCGAAGUGACAGAAUUUGAAGAUAUUAAAUCAGGUAACAGAAUAGAUUUUUAUUUUGACGAAAACCCUUACUUUGAAAAUAAAGUUCUCUCCAAAGAAUUUCAUCUGAAUGAGAGUGGUGAUCCAUCUUUAAAGUCCACUGGAAUCAAAUGGAAAUCCGGAAAGGAUUUGACAAAACGUUCAAGUCAAACGCAGAAUAAAGCCAGCAGGAAGAGACAGCAUGAGGACCCAGAAAGCUUCUUCACCUGGUUUACUGAUCAUUCUGAUGCAGGUGCAGAUGAGUUAGGAGAGGUCAUCAAAGAUGAUAUUUGGCCAAAUCCAUUACAGUACUCCUUGGUUCCGGACAUGGAUGAUGAGGAAGGGGAAGGAGAAGAAGAUGAUGAUGAUGAUGAAGAGGAAGAAGGAUUGGAAGAUAUUGAUGAAGAAGGGGAUGAGGAUGAAGGUGAAGAAGAUGCAGAUGAUGAUGAGGGGGAGGAAGGAGAGGAAGAUGAAGGAGAAGAUGACUAAUGGAACACUGAUGGAUUCCAACCUUCCUUUUUUAAUUUUCUCCAGUCCCUGGGAGCAAGUUGCAGUCUUUUUUUUUUUCUUUUCUCCUUCUCCUCUUGUGCUCAGUCGCCCUAUUUCUAAGGUCUCUUUUCUCCUUUAUACCAUGGCUCACAACUUAUUUGGGGGGGAAAUACCUUGAGCAGAAUUCAGUGGGAAAAGAAUCUCUACCCCUUUCUGUUCCAAAUUCAUUUUUAUCCCUUCCUGUCUCAACAAAAACUUUAUGGAAUCAACACCACCAUGCUCUGUGGGAAAAAAGAAAAACCUUCUGCUCCCUUAGCUCUGCUGGAAGCUGGAGGGUGCUAGGCCCCUGUGUAGUAGUGCAUAGAAUUCUAGCUUUUUUCCUCCCUUCUCUGUAUACUGGGCUCAGAGAUUACACUGUGUCUCUAUGUGAAUAUGGACAGUUAGCAUUUACCAACGUGUAUCUGUCUACUUUCUCUUGUUUAAAGAAAGAAAAAAAAACUUUUAAAAAUGGGGUUAUAGAAGGUCAGCAAAGGGUGGGUUUGAGAUGUUUGGGUGGGUUAAGUGGGCAUUUUGACAACACGGCUUCUCCUGUGGCAUGUUUAAUUGUGAUGUUUAACGGACAUCCGUGCAGUUUAAGAUGACAUUUUUAAAACAAAAUUCUCUCCUAAAGAUGACUUGAGCCCUGCCACUCAAUGGGUGAAUCAGCAGAACCUGUAGGAUCUUAUUUGCAAUUGACAUUCUUUAUUGCAAUUUUGUUCCUGUUCAUUUUUAAAUUUUUCUUUUUGUUUCACUGGAAAGGAAAGAUGAUGCUCAGUUUUAAACGUUAAAAGUGUACAAGUUGCUUUGUUAUAAUAAAACUAAAUGUGUACACACACACAAAAAA
This is a messenger RNA of Orcinus orca (killer whale), 2728 nucleotides long. RefSeq lists its product as uncharacterized. Gene Ontology annotation, molecular function: chromatin binding; histone binding. Gene Ontology annotation, cellular component: chromatin; nucleus. Lineage: Eukaryota; Metazoa; Chordata; Mammalia; Artiodactyla; Delphinidae. The record is from RefSeq and is a predicted model, not a curated record. Gene Ontology annotation, biological process: nucleosome assembly.